Messenger RNA from Hippopotamus amphibius kiboko, 3137 nucleotides. It is a transcript of the gene CTSO, whose product is annotated as cathepsin O. The coding region runs from base 20 to 952 and encodes 310 amino acids. Lineage: Eukaryota; Metazoa; Chordata; Mammalia; Artiodactyla; Hippopotamidae. Gene Ontology annotation, cellular component: lysosome. Gene Ontology annotation, molecular function: cysteine-type endopeptidase activity. The record is from RefSeq and is a predicted model, not a curated record. The transcript has 8 exons.
CGGGAAGCGCGCGCGCGGGAUGGAGCUGCGGCGCCUCUGGCUGCUCUGCUGCUGCUGCUGCUGCGGCCCCGGAGCCACCCUGACCCAGCCACUCGGCCGCCAUCCGCCCGCUGCCUUCCGGGAAAGUCUUAAUAGACAUCGAUACUUGAAUUCUUUAUUUCCUCAUGAAAACUCCACUGCUGUGUACGGAAUAAAUCAGUUUUCUUAUUUGUUUCCUGAAGAGUUUAAAGCUAUUUAUUUAAGAAGCAGACCUUCCAGUUUCCCCCGAUUUCCAGCAGAAGAGCACACGUCCAUCUCCAACCUGUCUUUGCCGUUGAGGUUUGACUGGAGGGACAAGCACGUCGUCACCCAAGUGAGGAACCAGCAGACGUGUGGUGGAUGCUGGGCCUUCAGCGUGGUGGGUGCAGUGGAGUCCGCGUGUGCAAUCAAAGGGCAGCCUUUGGAGGUGCUGAGCGUCCAGCAGGUCAUAGACUGUUCAUACAGCAACUACGGCUGCAACGGAGGGUCCCCGCUCAACGCUCUGAACUGGCUUCAUAAGAUGCAAGUGAAGCUGGUGAAAGAUUCGGAAUACCCAUUUAAAUCCCAGAAUGGCUUGUGCCGUUACUUUUCUGAAUCACAUUCUGGAUUUUCAAUCAAAGGUUAUUCUGCAUAUGACUUCCGUGACCAGGAAGAUGAAAUGGCAAAAGCACUUUUUACCUUGGGCCCUCUCAUAGUGGUAGUAGAUGCCGUGAGCUGGCAGGAUUAUCUGGGAGGCAUCAUACAGCAUCAUUGUUCUAGUGGAGAAGCAAAUCACGCCGUUCUCGUAACCGGCUUUGAUAAAACGGGAAGUACCCCGUACUGGAUCGUGAGGAACUCCUGGGGAGUUUCGUGGGGUAUAGACGGCUACGUCCGUGUGAAAAUGGGAGGAAAUAUUUGCGGUAUUGCCGAUUCUGUUUCUGCUGUAUUCGUGUGAUGUGUUCUCCAGAUCAAGAGACAGAUACAAAACUGAAGGUUCAUGAUGAGAUGUGAUACUUCAUUCUUGGCAUUUUUCACCUUUAGGCUUUAGCAACUACCCACAAAAGACAGGUUCUAGGGCCUGGUCGUGUUGAAACUAAGCUUUGGAAAGUUCUCUUCUUAGAGAGAGAUGUACAAAGUCAGAAGGAGGAAGCACUGCGGCCUGGGAGGAAAUCUGUGGAACAGUGUCCUACUGGGAGGAAGGUCAGAUUAGGAGGUAUUUUAGGUUUUGUCACUUUGAAGAGGCUGUUAUCUGGUUUGUUUGAUUACUGUUUCUGUUUGUCGUUUGUUUUUAAUAACAUAUUUCCAGUAGGAUUAAGGAGAUGAUAAGAAUCCCUUUUCCUUUAUGGGAUACAGUCACCAGCCCAAGCUGCCCCUACAUGCAAGAAUAGCCAACCUAGAACUAGGUGUGCCUCUCACAGUUGUAUUCCCAGCCCUCCAAGGUGUAAUUUCAUAAAAGUUUUGAAACGCCAAUUGCUUUACCCCUACAAAUGGUGCUCACCCCUUGACCUGUGCAGAGGUCAUGUAGAAAAAAGCAAAAAGACAGUCACUUUUUAAGACAAACAACCUGAUUGAAUCUAAAUGAGCAGUAUGGUUAGCCAUGCGAUAGGAAAAUCUCAAGUAGCCUUCCUGAGAGGUAAACUAUUAUGGGGGAAUUUUCACUGUCAGUAGGAUUCUAACACAUUUUAUUUCCUCCUCUGUUCUCCUUUGGGGAGCUGUGUGGCUUCGCACAUUUUCUCACUCUUUCUCUUACUCUUGACUGUGAAACUUCUAAAUCCUCUGGGUGGUCUGGCUUUCCUAGCAAAAGAAGUCUCAUUGUUUACUUUCUAUUUCUAUUUUUUAACUAUUUAUUUGGCUCCAAUGGUCUCUAAGCCUUUAUCAGCAUCAGGACAACCUCACUUGUCUGUUCCUCCAUCAUUUGGAGGCACCACCCCUUUCAAAGUUCAAUCUCAUUAAUCUGAGAUAUCAGCCAAAAUGUGUUUCCCAGUCUGUUUUCCCAGUUUUCUGCGUAUUUUUUCCAGACUCCCAUCCUAACUACUUUUUUGUGCAUCCCUUUGGUUUUCCACCUGGUCCCUGGUCUCUUAAGGUCUGUCUUCUCUUUUGCUAAGUCAUUGUGUGUGGCUGUGUGAGAACCUCAGAGCAUAGAAGCUGCUCUUCCUAUUGAAUAUAAUACAAUUGUAUGAGUUAAAUAACAAAAUUGUAUCAAGUACUACAUAUAUAAGUAUCUACUCUCUAAAAUUCAUGGUGGCUAUCCAGAUUAGACUAUCUUAACAAAAGCAAAAUUGUAAAGGUAGCAACAGCCACUGAAAAAAAUGGGGGACAUCUCAUUUUUUUCUCUCGUGGUUGGACUUUAUCAAUCUCCUUUUUAAAAAAAGAAAAUCAAACCUACCAAACACCAUAUUUCUUUUUCUUACACCAACCAGAAGCAAUUUCAAAAGAAUAUGUGUUGACUCAGAUUUAGAAAUGCUCCAGAAUGAGAAACUGACAUUUUAUUUGAUUAAUAUUUCAAAUAUCCAACUCUGCCAAAAAGGAACUGUGUUUUGAUUGUUCCAGUCAGUGUUAAUGUACUAAUUCCUGUAAAAUAUAUAUGUUUGUCUGAUACUCUUUUACAGAUGAUGUUUUUUUAUUACAAAAUGGUACAUACCUCUCAGCUCUUCUGGAUUUUGAUAACAUUUAUAAUAAAACAACCUAUGUUUGACUCUGGGUUAAGAAGACUCUGUCCAUAUGUAUGGCUUACAUUUCGUAAACAUAGUGUCAAUGUGUUUUACAUUCACAUGAGCGUUUUCUCAGCUCCAAAUCCAUAUAUUUAAGUUUUGGUUUUCUCCAUAGACACCUUAGCCUCAGUGCUUGCAAACCAUCUCCUUCCCCUCCUCAAAAAAGCUCCCCAAGACACAACAACAACAGCAACAACAACAAACUCUUGUACCUCCUAGAGUCUCUAUUUGGGGAUAACAGCAUCAGCAUUUUAUGUAAUGACCUAAUCAAUAAAAUUGAAGGUAAUCUUAGAUGUUCUACUAGGUCAGCUACACCUGAGGACCCAUCACCUAAUCACCUGCCUUCUCUGCAUUUCCUCUCUCCAUCCUUCCCUGGAUGUGUGUUCUUUAGCAUCGCUCAUCCCCGCUGCUCAGGAGUUGACCCACCAA